GCUGCGCAGGAAAACGGGUAUUUUAUCCGUUAGUCCGCGGUGGUCACACUAAUUCAUUUAUUGAACGCAGGAAAACGUGUGUUGGGUGAUUUGUUAAAUUUAGUACUGGUGUUGGUGUUUGCCCGAGCUGGAAAACAAAGAAAAAUUAAGAGUGCGAUUCUCCGCCCCAUACCGUUCAGCAGCAGAAUAUCCAAAUAAGUCAAAUACGAGUAAUAUAACUAACUCAAUUUAAUCGAAAAAGGGCCAGACGAAGGAUACAAAAUGUCUGUGAUUGGCAUCGAUUUUGGCAACGAGAGCUGCCUUGUUGCGGCGGCCAGGUCUGGCGGCAUCGAAACGCUGGCCAACGACUACAGUCUACGCGCAACACCCUCCGUUGUGGCCUUCGAUGGAAAGAAGCGAAUCAUUGGCGUAGCCGCCAAAAAUCAACAGGUGACAAAUAUGAAAAACACAGUCGGCGGCUUCAAGCGUCUGCUCGGACGCAAAUUCAAUGAUCCACAUGUACAACACGAACUCACGAGCAUUCCAGCGCGAGUGGAGGCGCGCGGCGAUGGCAGCAUCGGCUUUAAGGUCAACUACUUGGAGGAGGAUCAGCACUUCAGUCCCGAGCAGCUGACUGCCAUGCUGUUCACCAAGCUGAAGGAGACCUCGGCGGCCGCGAUGCAGACACAGGUGAACGACUGUGUCAUCGCCUGCCCGAUCUUCUUUACGAACGCCGAGCGUCGGGCCCUGCUGGAUGCUGCCCAGAUUGCUGGACUGAACGUGUUGCGUCUGCUGAACGAGACGACGGCCACUGCUCUAGCCUACGGCUUCUACAAGAACGAUCUGUUCGAGGAUAAGCCAAAGAACGUUAUAUUCAUUGACUUUGGCCACUCGGCACUGCAGGUCAGUGCCUGUUCGUUCACCAAGGGCAAGCUAAAGAUGCUGGCCAGCACCUGGGACCAGAUCGGUGGACGGGACUUCGACCUGGCCGUGGCCGAGUUCUUUGCCAAGGAGUUCCAGGAGCGCUAUAAGAUCAAUGCCAAGACCAAUGCCCGAGCCAAUCUCCGCCUGCUCACGGAGAUUGAGAAGCUGAAGAAGCAGAUGUCCGCAAACAGCACUAAAUUGCCCUUGAACAUUGAAUGCUUCUUGGAGGACAUCGACGUCUCCUCGUCCAUGCAGCGCUCCCAAAUGGAGGAGCUCUGCGCUCCCGUUUUGCAGCGCGUCGAACAGACCUUCAAGCGUCUGCUGGCCGAAUCGAAGCUGCAGCUCGAUGAUAUACACUCUGUGGAGAUUGUUGGCGGCAGCUCGCGCAUUCCAUCCGUCAAGCAGCUCAUCGAGCAGGUGUUCAACAAGCCGGCCAGCACCACCCUCAACCAGGACGAGGCCGUGGCGCGCGGUGCCGCCCUCCAGUGCGCCAUCAUGUCGCCGGCUGUGCGUGUCCGGGAGUUCGGUGUGACCGACAUACAGAACUAUGCCGUGAAGGUACUGUGGGACAGCGAGGGCUCGGCCGGACCGGGAGAGAUUGAGAUCUUCCCACAGUUCCAUGCCUCGCCAUUCAGCCGCCUGCUGACCAUCAACCGCAAGGGGCCCUUCAAUGUGUCGAUUGUUUAUGGGCAGCAGGUCCCAUAUCCCGAUCAGACCAUUGGCGUGUGGAAGGUCAAGGAUGUCAAGCCCAAUGAGCGCGGCGAGGGUCAGGAGGUCAAGCUCAAGGUGCGCAUCAACAGCAACGGCAUUUUGCUGAUCUCCUCGGCCACUCUGGUGGAGAAGAAGGAAGCUGAAGAGGCUGCUGCUGCCGCCGCCGCAGCAGAGCAGGCUGCCAGCGAGGAGAAGUCCAGCGAACAGGCCAGCAACUCUGGCGAGACCGCCGACGGCCAGCAGGAGGCAUAUUAUGAGAAUGAGGAUGAUAAUAAUGCAUCAACAGCCUCAUCACCUGGCGGACAAGGGUGGGCACAGCGGGUCAAGGGCUGGUUUAGUUCGGGGUCCGAUAAGAAGAAGAAGGGCGGCAAGGCCACUGAGCUGCCUCUGGAGGUGUCCACACACGGCUUCAGCCCCGUGGAUCUAAGCAACUACACACAGCAGGAGGCCAAAAUGAUUGGCAGCGACCUGAAGGAGACGGAGCGCAUCGAUGCCAGAAAUGCAUUGGAGGAGUUUGUCUACGAUAUGCGCAACAAGCUGCAGGGUGGAUCCUUGGAGCGGUUCGUGCUGGAGUCGGAGCGCGAGGCGAUUGUGUCGCAGCUAAAUGAUCUCGAGAACUGGCUGUACGAGGAUGGCGAGAACUGCGAACGUGAGACGUAUGCCAAGCGUCUGGAGGACCUGCAUAAGAAAACGGACCCCAUCAAGCAGCGGGCCAACGACUACGAUCAGUGUCCAGCUGUGUUUGAGGAGCUGAAGGGCAGCAUUGCCAUUGCCCGCUUGGCGGUGGCAGAGUUCCGCAAGGGUCUGUCCAAAUACGAUCACCUGACGGAGACCGAGUUCAUCAAUAUCUCGGAGACAGCGGAAAAGGCCCAAAAAUGGCUGGAUGUCAACCUGGCCAAGUUCACGCAGUCGCCACGCACCAACGAUAGUCCCGUCCAGCUGACGGCAGUUCGCUUCGAGGUGCAGUCUCUGAAUGCCUGCGUCAGCUCGGUGGUCAACCGUGCGAAACCGAAGCCGGCUCCGGCCAAGACGGCGACACCGCCCAAGGAUGCCGAAGCGAAUGCCGAGCAGAACGGAGGCGAGCCCACUGGCAAGGCUGGCGAUAAGAUGGACGUGGACAACAAUGCACAGAGUGCGUCCGAUCCCAAUAUGGAUGUGGAGUGAUGUGUGGGCCGCACCAGCCGCCUGUCCGUCCUCCCAUCAACAACGGUAUUGGCUACAAAUAAUAAUAAUAUAAUAAUAACGAUAACUUAACGGUCAACAUACGAAACAUAUAUGAAAGAAAAUUGUAUAUGCACGCGCUUCAGGACUAGCAAACUAUACAUUACACAAUAAAAGCCACGAAAAAUCUACACAAUCAAGGAACGGAAACAGAAAAAACAACCAAACCAACCAAUACAAAUAUUUAAGAAAAAUCUGAUUAAAUGCAGCCUGCAGCUGCCAUUGCAAGACCUGCUAUAAAUGUGGGACAAGCACGGGAACAGGAGGAGGAAGCAAACGGAGCUGGAGUUGGAGCUGCUGCAUGCUGUGUGGAUAUUGCUACACAAAAAUUAACAAAACAAUUUCUAAUCGACCAUUUUUCAUAUAUUUGAAUAACAAAAACAACCAAGCGACACUAAAUGAAUGGAAUUUAAAUAAUCAAAUAAAACAAAGAUGAUUCCAAAUAAA
This is a messenger RNA of Drosophila obscura, 3282 nucleotides long. RefSeq names its product heat shock 70 kDa protein 4 (gene Hsc70Cb). The transcript is spliced from 7 exons. Gene Ontology annotation, cellular component: cytosol; nucleus. NCBI's taxonomy places the organism in Eukaryota, Metazoa, Arthropoda, Insecta, Diptera, Drosophilidae. The record is from RefSeq and is a predicted model, not a curated record. Gene Ontology annotation, molecular function: ATP-dependent protein folding chaperone; ATP binding. The coding region runs from base 262 to 2778 and encodes 838 amino acids. Gene Ontology annotation, biological process: protein folding.